GCCAUGACCAAGCUGGGGCAGUGGCUCUUUGGGCUGGCCCUGCUGGGCUCAGCCUGGGCCGCUCUGGCCCUGGCCCCGCCGGGGCUGCCGGCGCCUCUCCGCCAGGCCCUGCUGCCCCUGCCCGUCUACCUGCUGGUGGCCUUCGGCUGCUACUCGCUGGCCACCGUGGGCUACCGCCUGGCCACCUUCAACGACUGCGAGGAGGCGGCGGCCGAGCUGCAGGAGCACAUCAGGGCGGCCCGGGCAGACCUGCGGCGACAGGGGCUGCGCCUGUGACAGCAACAAAACCCGGGGACAGCG
Empidonax traillii (willow flycatcher) is the source of this 300-nucleotide messenger RNA. It is a transcript of the gene DPM3, whose product is annotated as dolichyl-phosphate mannosyltransferase subunit 3. Lineage: Eukaryota; Metazoa; Chordata; Aves; Passeriformes; Tyrannidae. Gene Ontology annotation, biological process: GPI anchor biosynthetic process. Gene Ontology annotation, cellular component: dolichol-phosphate-mannose synthase complex; endoplasmic reticulum membrane. The transcript has a single exon. The record is from RefSeq and is a predicted model, not a curated record. The coding region runs from base 4 to 276 and encodes 90 amino acids.